Linum tenue is the source of this 1011-nucleotide messenger RNA. NCBI's taxonomy places the organism in Eukaryota, Viridiplantae, Streptophyta, Magnoliopsida, Malpighiales, Linaceae. The record is from the annotation of a GenBank genome assembly.
AUGGGGGAGCUUUUCCGGGAAACGGAAAUCCCAAACCAAAAGCGCUCCCCAAACUCGCCGCCGUUCCCCGCCGUUCUGUCUCCGAACCCAGCAUUGUCUCCGCCAUCUCUUGCCAUCUUCACUUCCGCCAUCGAAUCCCAAAAGCCGUAUUUGGAGUCUCUGCUUCACAAAACAGGGGCGAUUUUAUUCAGGGGAUUCCCUCUCGAUAAUGCUUCCCAUUUCAACAGCGUGGUGGAAUCUUUCGGAUUCGCCGAUCAGCCUUACAACGGUGGAGCAGCUCCCCGGACCCACGUCGUCGGCCACGUCUACACUGCCAAUGAGUCGCCGCCCCAUGAAAACAUCUCCUUCCACCACGAGUUGGCUUAUUCGCCGGAGUUCCCGACAAAGUUGUUCUUCUUCUGCGAAGUGGAGCCGGCAAGCGGCGGCGAGACGCCAAUCGUGUUGAGCCACGUGGUGUACGAAAGGAUGAAAGAGAAGCACCCGGAGUUCGUCGAGCGGCUGGAAGAGGAAGGAUUGGUUUACAACAGAGUGAUGGGGGAAGAAGACGAUCCUUCUUCCGCCAUUGGUCGCGGCUGGAAAUCAACGUUUGGCACCGCUGACAAAAUGGUCGCCGGCCAGAGUUGUAUUAUGGCUAGGGCUGCAAAACUAGGAAUGAAGCUAGAGUGGAUCAAAGAUGGAUCGUCAGCGAGAAUAAUAAUGGGUCCAAUCCCAGCAAUCAAAUACGACAGGCCGAGAGAUCGAAAAAUUUGGUUUAAUGGGAUGGUCGCAGCUUAUACGAUUAGUAGAGACGACAAUGGACAAUCUGACGAAUUGACAAAGGCCGCCGCGUUUGGGAAUGGGGACCCUCUUCCUUCCGAUAUUGUUUAUGAUUGUUUGCAAAUCAUGGAAGAGGAAAGCGUUGCAAUUCCCUGGCAAAAGGGAGACGUAUUGUUGAUAGAUAAUUGUGUUGUACUUCAUGCUCGAAAGAUCUUCACUCCUCCUCGUCGAGUUUUGGCUGCACUCUGCAAGUAG